Messenger RNA from Klebsormidium nitens, 1778 nucleotides. NCBI's taxonomy places the organism in Eukaryota, Viridiplantae, Streptophyta, Klebsormidiophyceae, Klebsormidiales, Klebsormidiaceae. The record is from the annotation of a GenBank genome assembly.
GAGUUUGUUGUCAGCUGUGCUCGCUUCUAGCUGGGACUUGCGUUGGCGGCUGCGCAGGCGUGAUGUGAGCAGGAUGAUCCCCUAGCAAGAGCAAGGGGAGAGCGACAUUACCGCGGUGCCGUGUCUUUGAGAGCAAGAUCAGGGUCUGAGUCUAGGUGCGAAAGGGCACCAUUGAGGGCGUAGGCCUCCUCUUAUCCCUGCCGCCUGCCGGCGGUAGGAGCAGGCGGGUGGUACGCAGUUUUCCGAGUUGAGAUCAUGAUUGCGAUCCUGGAAAUGGCGCAUGCCGAGGUUGUUCCGCCUCCGGAGGUGAAGGCAAUGAGCGCUAGAACGGUGGGGACCACUUCUCCGACCAUCAGCAUUCCCAGCGGUGCAAGCGACGAGUACGGUAGCGAUGUGGGCGACUUUGAUGACCUGCCGUCUCUCCCCAAGGACACCAAAGUGCUUAUCAUUGGCAACAGUAGGACGAAGCGCGUGUUGGUCGGGCUGCGCGGAGUUGUGAAGAAGUCGGUGGGCCUGGGAGGGUGGCAUUGGCUGCAACUGGAAAAUGGGGACCUAGUGAAGCUUCAACGAAACGCCCUGCACAUCCUGGAGGCGCCAGCUGGCGUCUGGGAUUUUGGCGAUGACAACGACACCGAGUUUGAGGGGGCCCUCCCCACGAGUCGAUCAGAUGGGCUGUCAGGCCUGCCCAGCCCGCCGAGCGUCCGGCCCAAGUCGCGCAAGUCGGGGCAGUCGUUCCGCACCGCCCUCACGCCGACGCCCAACCGAUUCAGCCUCGGCUUCAGCCGCUACGAGGCCAUGCAGACUCUCAAGUUCGCGGCCAUGGACGACGAGAACUGGCGGCCGGAGGUGGACCUGACGAAGCUCGACACGGCGUGCCUGCGACGCUACCGGCGAAAAUACGGGCUGGAGGACGUGACCCACAAUUCCAGCAAGCAGGACCUGUACGUAGCCGUACGGAAACACUUCAACUCCAUGAAGGAGAUACUCUCGGAAGAUGACAUCAUCCCCAGCUUCGUGCAAGCGGUCAAACGCCACAAGAGGAACCACGUGGCCUCUCAUUAGAGGGCCACGUCGCCCAGUGCGAGAUCAGGUUUACAGAUUGCCGCGAGGUAAUCGACACGGGGGGGCAACGAACGCCCAGCAGGAGCCCCCCCGCCGCAUUCACUGUGAAAUAAUUCUGGGCCCCGCUUGGCGCCCGCAUAACUUAUAGAUUGUUUGUCAGUCUCAGGAGGUUUUGGCUGCGCCCGCUGAGACGAUCUUGUGAGGGGAAUAGUCAAACCAGGCCCCGGGGGAAAAGGAGGGGGGUCGGGAUUGUCAUAGAAAUUGCUCCCCCCGAAACGGCAUUCGACGGGAACAGGUCAAAUAAGGGCGCCCGGGGAGUGUUUUUACAUAGAAAGUUGUUGAGAGCUUCAGAGCGGACGGACUGACUAGGUUGGGUCAAAGGCAAGCCGGGCGCGAAUCCCUUCAGGUGAACAGUGUACUCUACACAGACGACAUCCUGCCUGAGGGAUCGCUUGGCAGCUCCAGACAUUCUGGCACUCGUGUGUAGCAAUGCAAAGCAGCCCUGUACGAUUAGAUUGCUGAUCUUGGUAGGUUAGCCCCCUGUGUAUCAAGUAGGUAGCUAGAGUUGAGUUGAUGGAAACGAGUCUGGAGAUAGUCGUCUGUGCGGUGAACUCUGGUCGAAUAGCUUUUAACCUUUUAGAGGUUGAGAAGGACGGUUGCAAAUGCGCCGGGUGAGGUAUAUUGGACAGCUAGUUGUUGAGGAUCGUAGUGCUCGG